UUUAACAAAUUUCAUGGUUGAAUGUACAGAAUUAGCUCCCUUAGAGUGCACCAGAGUUGCUUUAAUACUAAUACACUAAUACAAGUCCUAUAUCAAAGUGUCAGUACUAGUGUUGGUGUCUUUUAGCAGUAUUUCCUCAUAUAGCUUUGGAAACUUACUGACUGAAGAAGAAAGAAAUUAUUGUAAUUUGUCAUCAUUUUUUCAUUUGAUUAGCCUUUGUUUUUGUUACUUUAGAAUAUAUAAGUUUCCUUGUGUGCUUGGCUAUGGGGACUGAUUUGACUGUAUUUCAAUAACUGGAUGGGUUAAUAAUAUACAGUAUACUGACCAAUGUGACCUUUUUAUGCAUAUUCACUUAAUUUAUCCUCUACAUCUACUUUAUCCCCUACAGUCCCAAAACAUGCAGAUGAACUGAAAAUUGCCUGUAGGUGUUGAUGUGACUGUGAAUGCAUUUAUUUCUCUAUGUGUUAAGUCGUUCAAAGACUGACAACCUCUUCAGGGUAUUUCCAACUUUUUUCUAGGAAAGCUCCACCACCCUGUGAGUGAUAUAUAUGUGUGCAGAAAAUAGAUGAAAACCCUCCAAGUGAGACAGUCUGCAAACAGAUUAAUCACAGCAGAUGUAUUUUUUUUUAAAUAGUUGUUUUUAAACACCAUUUGUGAUUGGUGGACAGAUUAAACGCUCUCUGAUGCAGUUCAUCUGGGGCUGUGUAAAGGUAGCAGCAGGCAAUUCAAACAGAUUCAAAGGACCAAAUAUAUAUAUAUAUAUAUAUAUAUAUAUAUAUAUAUAUAUAUAUAUAUAUCACUGAUAAAUGACCCUCUUAAUGAACUGAUUUUAUGUACUAUUAAUAUGUACAUACAGCAUGUAUUUAGAGCAAGGAACAAAAUUAUGUUUUGACCUGGAUUUUUGAAAUGUGCCACAGAUGUUUGCAGAGAUUCCCUAAACUGGCCCAUAUGGGUAUACUCACAUGAGCUAGAUCUCAUUCUGUGAACUGUGUGAAGACAGUGGUGUCAUGAAUUUCAUUAGCUACAACAUUGGCAAAACAACAGAAAAAACAAUGCCUCAAGAACAGCUUUUUAUAUAUCACUCAGUACAGCUCCAUUAUCUAGGGAGGACUGAAUGACAUACAGAGGUUUUACAUUUAGUUUUAAAAAACAAAAUAUAUGAAGCCCAUACUGUAUAUUCACCUCUGUAGUGUGAAGCCAAGUGUGAAUAUUUGAUGCUCAACAUGCUUAAAUAAUGCCAUCUAGUGGUCAUGAAUGGAUCUUCUUUUUUAACUGAUACAAAGUAUGUACCUUUUCUUUCUUUUUUUCCCAGAAUAUCCUCAUGAAGAUGACAAAUCAAAACAUAAUUGUCAUGGUUGGAUGCCAAUAAACACCAGAGACCAUGGAAGGAGAAAACUUACUGAACUCCACUGUAAAUACUAGUACAAUGGAUAUCCACCUAGUGACUCACAGUCUCUGGGAGGUGAUCACCAUUGCAACUGUGUCAGCUAUAGUCAGCCUCAUCACCAUUGUGGGGAAUGUUCUGGUAAUGCUAUCCUUUAAAGUCAACAGCCAGCUAAAGACAGUGAACAAUUACUACCUGCUGAGUCUGGCAGCUGCAGACCUCAUCAUAGGCGUUUUCUCCAUGAAUCUGUAUACCUCCUAUAUACUAAUGGGCUACUGGGCCUUAGGAAACCUUGCCUGUGACCUGUGGUUGGCGGUAGACUAUGUGGCCAGUAAUGCAUCAGUCAUGAACCUGUUGGUGAUCAGUUUUGACAGAUAUUUCUCCAUCACCAGGCCUCUGACCUACAGGGCCAAACGGACUCCCAAACGAGCUGGGAUUAUGAUAGGUUUAGCCUGGUUGGUGUCGCUUAUUCUGUGGGCUCCACCGAUACUCUGCUGGCAAUACUUUGUAGGAAAAAGGACUGUCCCUGAGAGGCAAUGCCAGAUCCAGUUUUUCUCAGAGCCGGUAAUAACCUUUGGGACAGCAAUUGCAGCCUUUUAUAUCCCUGUGUCAGUCAUGACAAUCCUCUACUGUCGAAUUUACAAGGAGACAGAGAAGAGGACCAAAGAUCUGGCCGAGCUUCAGGGGAUUAACUAUGCCACAGACUCUGGAGUCACUCAGCCUCAGAAGACCAUUAUUAGAUCCUGUUUUAGCUGUAAACUAAGAUCGACUUCGCAUGACAGGAACCAAGCCUCCUGGUCAUCUUCCAGCAGGAGCAACGCUGCCAAAUCAGCAGCCACCAGCAACGAUGAGUGGUCCAAAGCUGGUCAGUUGACCACCUUUAAUAGUUAUGCCUCCUCAGAGGAAGAGGACAGGCCUGUGUCUCCAGGAGGCUUCCAGCCCUCAUUCAGGAGCCAGGCUUGCGAGACCAGCAAGAGUGGAGUGGGCAGCGAGAGUGAGCAGCUCAGCAGCUAUGACGAGGACAGCUUCUUCCAGACGCCACCGAAAAGCAACUCUCAAAAGAGUAGCAAGUGUGUGUCCUAUAAGUUCAAACCUAUGGCCAAAGACACUCACGUGGAGCACCAGAGCAAAAAUGGAGACACCAAGAUGGCAUCGUCGGCAUUUUCCUCGGCUGAGUCCAUGAGCAUUCCAUCCACCUCCUCGACAGCUAAACCCAUAGACGCCACACUGAAGAACCAGAUCACCAAGAGGAAGAGAAUGGUGCUGAUCAAGGAGAGGAAGGCAGCUCAGACUCUCAGCGCUAUCUUGCUGGCCUUCAUCCUAACAUGGACGCCUUAUAACAUCAUGGUGCUGAUUUCCACCUUCUGCUCGGACUGCAUCCCCCUGUCCCUCUGGCAUCUGGGCUACUGGCUGUGCUAUGUCAACAGCACCGUCAAUCCCAUGUGCUAUGCCCUUUGUAACAAGACUUUUCAAAAGACCUUUCGCAUGCUCUUACUCUGCCAGUGGAAGAAGAAAAGGAUUGAGGAGAAGCUGUACUGGUAUGGACAGAACCCUGUGGUCAGCUCCAAACUGACAUGAACUAUUACUUUUUUUAAGAUGGCGAAUGGCGAUGGCUGUAAAUCAUAUGUUUGUACUGAUAAUACUUGGCUUUAUGAACUUGAAUUCUACAUAUUAGGUGAUAUCAAAAGUAAAAAUGAUAUAUCAAGAAGCUGGUACAAUUUAUAGUGUUGCUAAUUAAUUAGUAGGUCUGCUACUGUGUAUGUUAAUUACUGCUCAAACUAUGGAAAUGGAAAAUAAUUCUAAAAUUGUCCCAAUAUACUGUAAUCAGUGACAUUGUACAUAGAUACUAAAAUAUUAAAAAUUACCAGUAUUUUCCCCCAUAUUAUACUGUAUUUGUAUUCAAGAUGCACUGUUGGACAUCUGGAGACCAUAAUAAAACUGUUUCAGUCUAAUAAUUGACCCUGUAUAUUGGUUAAAAUUGUUAAAAAGGCCAGUUUCCCCCUCAAGUUGAUGCUUUGCACACAAAAUAUCAUAACACAUGCAGAGCUGUUUGAUAUUGUAGGUACUGUGUUUGUAUUGAGGAUGCAGUAUUUUGGGGUUGCUAUUUUAUUUUAAAGGGCUAAUACAUACUUUCCUGAUGCCGGAAUCUGCUUGCUAAGCCAAGAUUGUAACUUGAUGAUAAUCAAAGCCUUUUCACAUGUGCCAUUUUCAUUUGUAAGAUGAGUGAAUAUAGAUUCAGUUUAAUUGUUUUCACAAUACAUACAUUUUCUGUCCUGCUAAAUCUUGUUGAAAAUAAAGAUUAAUUAUUCCAUAAAUUACAAGAAUGAAUAAACAACACCAAUCUGAACCCUACUGGUCUACCCUACCAAUCCUAUAAAAUAAAAGACUUGAUAGUCAUUUUACUCAAAAUACAUGACAAACUUGUUAAACAAUAUCAGUGUUUACAUAGAGAAUAAUAGGGAGGAUUUAAAAACACGUUGUUUAUUAUAAUCUGUUUAUUACUCUUCAUCCUCAGGAUCUAUUCUUUUCCUUUGAGCACUGAAAUACAGUAGUCAGUAGACAGUAAUCAGUGUCACCAUAUCUUCAUUGUAUUUCUGGCAAACUUGUAACGUAUCGUGACAAAAAAAAAAGCUGUUUGUUUGUGUAAUGUUCUUUUCUGUCAGCAUUGGAUGGAAGACGGCAUACAAAAAUAUUUUACACGUGUCAUAAGCUAAAUGUCAUGAAACACUUUUUUUGUAACUGUGAUGAACCAGGAAUCUGCACUUGCAAUUUGGGGAAUGAAAGAAAUGCUUUGCUUCAUGUGGUGUAUGUUGGAAACAAAGCUAGAGCUAAAACGUAAUGCAUUUUUAUACUGUGUUUCAAGUUUGUGAUUAAUUUUUUUUGUUGUUCUUUUCAGUAUUUUGUGAUCAUGUCCAUGUAUUUCUGAAUAAAAUGUGGUGAAUUCAG
Molecule: messenger RNA, 4330 nt
Organism: Lates calcarifer (barramundi perch)
Lineage: Eukaryota; Metazoa; Chordata; Actinopteri; Centropomidae
Gene: chrm5a
Product: cholinergic receptor, muscarinic 5a
Exons: 1
Coding region: 1382-2962 (526 amino acids)
Biological process (GO): G protein-coupled receptor signaling pathway, coupled to cyclic nucleotide second messenger; adenylate cyclase-inhibiting G protein-coupled acetylcholine receptor signaling pathway; chemical synaptic transmission
Cellular component (GO): dendrite; synapse; plasma membrane
Molecular function (GO): G protein-coupled acetylcholine receptor activity; G protein-coupled serotonin receptor activity
Source: RefSeq, a predicted model, not a curated record